AAAACGGAGAAGGGGAGGCAGCUGUUUCCUAAUUUACCUCGUUAAGGUUUGGUGCUCCAGCAUUCGCCGCAGGUUUUGGUUUGGUUGCUUAGCAUUAGGGCGAAACAUCCCAGGUUGCUGUUUGAUCAUCGCUAUCGAGUUGAGGACGGCGGAGUUUGGGAUUGAAGAGCGGAAGAACAGAUAAUCUUCAUUACAAGAUUUCCGAUUGGAUAAGUGAUCUUGAAUCGCCAGACAGAGUUUAUAACAAACAAAAGGAGAAAUGGCAAUUGGACAGGGCGACGCGAAGAAGGGCUAUCUUGCCACGAGCUUGAGCUUCUCAAACUGCAGGAGCAGCACAAGAAUCUUCGGGAGGAAGAGAGUCGCCGUCUCGCCGACUCCAGGCUCCCGGAGCCCGCACUCGCCGGUGCGCACCCUGCGCAAGCAGCGCAGUGUCCGGUUCCACAUGGACGACGCUGUCAACCUCAUUGAGUCGCUGCCGCAAGAUGUUCUGAUUAAAAUCUUGUGCAAGGUGAAUCACAGUGAUCUGAGGCAGCUCCUCCUGGUGUCAAAACCAGUCAACGAAGCGACAAUUGUUGCUAGGGAGCUGCAUUUCAAGUUUUCAACGCCGUCGGCGAAGUCUGUUUUUAGAGACGAGGAAACCGGCGACGACGAGGACGGCCCCGGCGCGCCCAAGCAACGCAGGGUUGCAAGGUCGCGCCUCCGGGGCAAGAACCUGGAGGGCAUCGCCGUCAACCUGUCGGCGUCGUUUGAGAGCUUGCGCUCCGAGGUCUAGAUGUACAUAUAUCACAUCAAAGGUUUUCAGUUUGCCCUUCUGUUCGCGCGUGUAUCUAUUAGUUUCAGGGUACAAGUUUAGUGCUUUUUGUAGCCCCACGCCAUAGAGAGACUCUUAGGUAGUGAGGAUAGUAUACUCGUAUGCGUCGUUACUAGUCUUGAGUUAUUAUAUAUAGAUAGAGUUGUUAUUAUAUAUAAUAUAUAUAUGAUCGUAGUUCUUCAAUGCUGUGAUUGAAGAACAAGCGAUGUCUUUCUCUGAACUUUUUGUGUAUUAUUAUUUAGCGUCCAAGAGAUGUCUCUUCUCUUAUGUGUAUGCUAUAAGUGUAUGAUCUUUUUUGUAUACUAGUGUGCACGAGAAGAUAAACUCCUGGCUAAAUCGAAGUGUCUUGACUA
Messenger RNA from Sorghum bicolor (sorghum), 1164 nucleotides. Its product is annotated as F-box protein At1g61340. Gene Ontology annotation, molecular function: protein binding. The record is from RefSeq and is a predicted model, not a curated record. Lineage: Eukaryota; Viridiplantae; Streptophyta; Magnoliopsida; Poales; Poaceae. The transcript is spliced from 4 exons. The coding region runs from base 260 to 772 and encodes 170 amino acids.